CAACCUUCAAGCUGGCCCUGGUUGGUCCCUGGUCAUGUGACCCCAUAUUCUCCCGGGCGAUGCCGACAGCCGCCGCUAACCUGGCGUUGUCAAGGUUACGGAGCGACAGCCAGCUGAGCAGAGGAUACUGGUACGACUGUCGUCUUCAAGAAGAAGAGUCUCCGCUUCAAAGAAAUCCAAUGCUGAAACCUCUCUCCUCAGCUCUGACUGAAUUUGGGGAGAUGGAGGGUUAUGGCCACGCCUACAUCGGGCCCUUCAACCCCGCACUGUGCCACGCCGCUUCCCUAUUGGCCCAGCACUGGGAGGUGGGACUUGCCUCUCCUGGCUGCUUAGAUGGUGAUUGGCCAAACCUGCCCCCCAUCACCCCUCCAAGCAGAGUCCUGUUCACUGUGCUCCGAUUCUUCCGCUGGGCGCAUGUUGGCGUUAUCUCAGCUCCAACUGACCUCUGGGAGAGCACUGGACAGGAAGUGGCAUCCUCUCUCCGAGCCAUGGGCCUCCCAGUGGGCCCUGUUGUUACUAUGGAAACAAAAGACAAGCGUAGCGCUCGGGAGGCGCUGAACAGGAUCAGAGAGGCUGACAUGGUGAAAGUUGUCAUAAUGUGCAUGAGCUCCGUUCUGAUUGGUGGAGAGCAUCAUAAAGAGCUCUUACUAGCUGCCCUGGACAUGGGGAUGGUGUCCGAUGGUUAUGUGUUUAUUCCUUAUGAUGCCCUGCUGUAUGCCAUGCCAUACCAGGUAUCUCCAAUGUUUGGGACCAUCUUCAACAUGGUGUACUUUGUUGCUAAGGCCGUGGAGGAGCGUCGCCAGGCAGGAGGCGGACACUGGGUGACUGGCAACCAGCUCCUCCAAUCGGAUGGAGGAUUUGAGUUUGAGGGCUUCAAUCAGGUGUUGUUUGGGGGUAAAGAGGGCCGUGGCCUUCAGGCGCAGUACGUGGUGCUGGACAGUGAUGGCGACCGGCUCGUCCCAACACACACGCUGGCGCCAACACACACCGACGGGACGGUGGGAGGUCUGAGACCCCUGGGCCGCUCCUUCUUCUUCCCUGGAGGAAGGCCGCCCAAAGCCAGCUUCUGUUGGUUCAGUCCAGAGGAGGCCUGCCGGGGAGGUUACAAGAAGUCGGCUGACGUCAUCAAACUGAUUAUGACUUUGGACGACAUCGUCUUCAUCGACACUCAAGUCAGCAGGAAGAAACUGAAUGAAGAGUCUAUCAUGAAGAGUCUUCUGGAAAUUAAGACCCCGUUGCGUUCGAUUGCUAGAAGUUACAUUUUGACCACACCCGAGAGCUCCAACAUCGGCAUACUGGAGGGGGACCUGGUCUGGUUGAAAAAGAUCCCUUUCGGAAAAACAGAAACAGCUGUGAAUCAGAACACUCAGAACCUUUUCAGUCAGCUGCGAGAGAUGCGCCAUGAGAACCUGAACCUCUACCUGGGCCUUUUCCUGGAUUCGGGUAUCUUUGCCCUGGUGGUUGAACACUGUCCUCGGGGUAGUCUGGCAGACCUGCUGGCCGACAGCGAGGUGCGGCUCGACUGGAUGUUCAAGUCCUCCCUGCUCAUGGACCUCAUCAAGGGAAUGAAGUAUCUCCAUCUGCGGGGUUUGACUCAUGGUCGUUUGAAGUCCACCAACUGUUUGGUCGAUGGACGUUUUGUGCUAAAAAUCACAGACUAUGGACUUCCCAUGAUCCUUCAGUCUCAGAACAUCAACUACUCUGAGGACCCACAGGACCUGCUGUGGACGGCUCCAGAACUUCUCAGGAAUCCAGUACGGGCCGGCUCCUUUGCUGGAGACGUCUUCAGCUUCUCCAUCAUCAUCCAGGAAGUCGUCUCACGAACGCCGCCGUACGCCAUGAUGGACAUGCCGGCCCACGAGAUCGUGGAGCGUCUGAAGAAGCCCCCUCCUCUCUUCAGGCCGAUAGUCUCAGUGGACGAAGCGCCUGCUGAGUGUCUCAACCUCAUGAAUGACUGUUGGAAUGAAGAUCAGAAUAAAAGACCCAGCUUUGAUGACAUCUUUAAACAGUUUAGGGGCAUCAGCAGAGGAAGACGGGCAAACAUCAUCGACUCCAUGCUUCGGAUGUUGGAGCAGUACAGCUCCAACCUCGAGGAUCUGAUCAGAGAAAGAACCGAUGAGCUUGAAGUGGAGAGAAGCAAGACAGACAAGCUGGUGGGACAGCUGCUUCCAAAGUCUGUGGCUCAGGCUCUAAAGAAAGGGAAACCGGUCCAGCCUGAACAUUACUCAGACUGUACACUUUACUUCAGUGACAUUGUUGGAUUUACAACCAUCUCCGCCCUCAGUGAGCCUAUUGAGGUGGUCGACCUGCUGAAUGACCUCUACACCAUGUUUGAUGCUAUCAUUGGUACUCAUGAUGUCUACAAGGUGGAAACUAUUGGAGACGCCUACAUGGUGGCUUCAGGUGUUCCCAACAGAAAUGGGACUCGACAUGCAGCUGAAGUGUCCAACAUGUCUCUGGAUAUCCUACAUUCAAUAGGCGCCUUUAAGAUCAAACACAUGCCUGAAAUUAAAGUCAAAAUACGUAUCGGACUGCAUUCAGGUACGGUGGUGGCCGGUGUGGUGGGCCUCACCAUGCCCAGAUAUUGUCUGUUUGGUGACACCGUGACCAGAGCCUCCAUCAUGGAGGCCAGCGGCCUGCCAUACAGGAUUCACAUCAGUCUGUGUACUGUAAAGGUUCUGACCAGUCUCAAACUGGGCUACGUCAUAGAGACCAGGAAGACAGAGGUUAAAGGCACAGAAGACACGUACUGGCUGAUGGGUCGAGAGGGUUUCGACAAGCCUCUUCCUGUUCCUCCAGACCUCAUUGGA
Menidia menidia (Atlantic silverside) is the source of this 2810-nucleotide messenger RNA. Lineage: Eukaryota; Metazoa; Chordata; Actinopteri; Atheriniformes; Atherinopsidae. The record is from the annotation of a GenBank genome assembly.